AGAUUAAUAAUUUUAAAUAUAAAAUUUCAGUGAAAAUGAAACGUGAGGCUGGUACGCCGCUGACCAGCUCUGACGACAAGAAAGCAAGGUUCGAGGCCGGACUUGACCUCGACCUGUCUCGUGAUCUCUCUGACCUCCAGGUGGAGAAUAUACUGAAGGAGGUCACUGCUCCGGGCCCAGUGCAAACUCAAAUAACUGAAUGGAUAGAAAAGAUCUCUGCUCUGCUUUUGAAGUCUGAUCUGCCCAAGACUAGCAAAUCUAAAGUUCUCUCUGGCGGUUCUGCUCCCAGGCUUAAAGGACUCAGGGACGGGUUUAAGUAUCCCGGAGCUAAGAUUCUCAGCGUGAUCCAAACAGGACAACUUGGAUCAAACUCUCUAGUGUUUCCUCAUGCUGUCGGAGUAAUCAAGAUUUCUCUCCAUUUCAAGAAAACCACAUCGGAUAAGAAGGAAAAAAGGGACAACCUUCUAGUUUCAAUGCACCAACUAUCCACUAUUCUGUCUGGUAGCAAUCUAGUGGACUGUUCACUUCACGUAAAUAAACCCUGGACUAAUAUCCCGGCUCUAAAGAUUAUCCCAUCCUCGUCAAAACUUAAAAAUCAUCUUUCUAUCAUCAUAGAACCGGACUGUGUUGAGGAUGGAGGCCUAUCCUCCGACCUCCAGGAUGAGUUGACCCGACUGAUGAACUCACACUCCAGCUACCGGAGUGCUGGUCAGCUCCUGGAAGUUUGGACGAGGCAGCUCCGUUGUCUCCUGCCGGUCAAUCUUCUUCCUGUCAUAUUUCUUCAUCUUCAUCUUACACAUCAGCUCACUAGGGCCAUGAAGCCAUGGCAGAUAGUGCGGAAGAUUUGGACAUUUUUAUCAGAGUUUACUCGAACGGAUCAAAUGAUUCUCGGAGUUGAGAAAACAGUUCCAAGUGUCUCCGACGUGUCUCCGAUCCUGGAUCGGGACGGAGCUUCUUCCUUGUUCCCCGAGUUUCCUGGAUCUCAGUGGCAAUCCCUUUGCUCCUGGGCGGCUGCUGCGUUAAGAUCGUCCUUGAGGGAGACACUUCUUGUUAAAAACAAUAUUGGAGCUUUGUUUGAUACACUAGUUAUCUUUCAGGGAUCUGAUAUUGAUCCUUGUAAGCUUAUACUUAACCUAGAGUACGGUUUAGUAGACAGGGUUACCCGUAUCUGUGGAAUAGAUAGCAAUUACAGCGAAGAUAAGUUUAUGGUUGGUCUAAACCUAAAUCCUUCAGCCUACUUUCAUCCUGCCACACAGGGACCAGAGUCAGGUGACCCCGAAGCGGCCAGGUUCAGAAAGUUCUGGGGAGAAAGAAGCGAAUUGAGACGGUUCCAGGACGGAGUUGUGAAAGAAGUUGUGGUUUGGGGAACCCAGAGAGAGGAAGUGAUCAAGGAUCUAAUCCGAGCAAUUGUAUCUAGACACCAUCCUGGAGUAGAUGUGGAGGAGAGAGGAUCCUGGCAUCCUAAGCUUCUAGUCGGGGACGGAGGAGAAGCAGGACGGAAAGAACUUGAUGUAAUCACACCUAUCCUUUACGGAUUGGAAGGACUACCUCUAGCUGUAUCCGGAGUAUCCGGAUACGGAGAAGAAACCCGACUCUCCCGGGUCGGAGCCAGGAACUCCGGAUGGAGGAUCGGAGGAAAAACUGUCAAGGAGAAAAAUGGAGUUGCUAUGCUCUGUGAAAAGUUAGGAAUCGCGCCUAAGUAUAUUCAAUGUACAGAUGUUAUGUUACAAGCUGAGCAUAGUGGUAAAUGGCCGAAAGACAAGGAUGCGGUGAGACGGCUCCGUGUUGCCUGGCUCCUUGAGGUGGCUAAAGCACUGAAAAAGCAGGUCGAGGGAAUUAAGUUCACUGUCCUAGGAGAACGCCUUGUUGUCGUCACAGCAACACAAGAGGUUGUGUUAAGGUUUAGUGUCGGAGACAAAGGAAGAGGAGAUAUUGGACAUCUUUCCCAAUUUUCCUCAUGGUUGGGAGGUGUUGCUAAAACUAAUCCGGCCUGGUCAGGCGGUGUCAGAUUAACGAAACGAUGGGUCUCCGCUCAUCUACUUGGAGAUACUAUAUCUGAUACAGCCGUGGAGGUAAUUAUGGCGCGGAUAUUUCUAAACCCUGCAGAGUUCGACUCGGCUCCGGUGUCUCCAGUAGCAGCGUUCUACCGGUGGUUACAGCUAGUUUCAUCCCAUGAUUGGAAUGAAUCUCCCUUGAUAGUUUCUCCGGACAUGGAAAGUUCUGAACCCCGGUCGCGUCUUCCUCCGCUUUCGGUCAUAUCUCCGCAUGAUCCGACCCCGAGCUAUUGGACUUCUCCCGGUCCGUCCUGGACCGAGCUCCAGAGGCUGGUCACCCUGGCAGCAGCUAGUCUACAGAUUCCCGAGGAUAAGGCGGAUCAAGAAGAAUUAAAAACCGUGGAACAAAUAUUUACUCCAUCCUUGGAUUCCUACGAAUUCCUUAUCCACCUGAAACCUCUCCAGGUUCCAAAUAGAUCUCUAGCAAUAUCCAGAUUAUGGCGAGAAGAUUCUAGUAAGAGUGAAAAUGAGAAGAGCUCCGUUAUUCCUGUUAUUGAGUUUAACCCGGUCCAGCACCUGCUGGGGGAGCUGAACACAUGUUACGGUCAGCUCGCCAGGUUCUACUACGAUAAGUACGGAGGGAUGGUUAUAGCGGUAAAACUAAAACAGAAAACGAAGAACCGAGUGAAACUGGGAGAGCUAGCCGGACAUAUGACCAGGGGAUCUGAGAUUGAAGUGAACUGGGGUGCAGUGGUAGAGGACUGGAGAAUACUGGGGGACGGUAUCAUUAAAGAUAUUAUUUGUCGAGACACCCAACAAUUUAUCUAAUUUUUUAUAUUUUUUUGUUCAAUAAAAUUUACAGAUGACGCUU
Eurytemora carolleeae is the source of this 2865-nucleotide messenger RNA. RefSeq names its product nucleolar protein 6 (gene Mat89Ba). The coding region runs from base 36 to 2822 and encodes 928 amino acids. NCBI's taxonomy places the organism in Eukaryota, Metazoa, Arthropoda, Copepoda, Calanoida, Temoridae. Gene Ontology annotation, cellular component: CURI complex; small-subunit processome; UTP-C complex. The transcript is spliced from 11 exons. Gene Ontology annotation, biological process: rRNA processing; tRNA export from nucleus. The record is from RefSeq and is a predicted model, not a curated record.